AUGUGGGGAGCCAUCAUCGACGACCUCUGCGAAAUGGUCUCCAAGAUGUCUAUGCCAGCCAGCGCCACGGACUCUAGAUCCACGGCGCGAGUGUUGACGGACAACUUGUUCGUCGAGAAAGCCUCAGGCCUCACGGACGCUGAAGUGCGUCAGGCAGUAAAGACGUGGCUUAGUGUAGAGGACGACCCAGAGGUGUUGGAGGAAGAAAUAGCAAUGGAACUGCAGGCUGUAGACGAGCAACUGGCCGGCCCUGUUCGAGGAAAGGGGAAACGGCCUGCUGCGGCUACCACAAGGGCGAGCGGUAGCACAGGGAAACGGCCUGCACCUUCGGCGGCCACCGCAGCGGCGGGUAACGCGCCUGCAGCGGGGGCGGCUACCGCGCCUGCAACGGGGGCGGGCGCCAGCGCGAGGAAACAGCCUCACGCGGCCGCGGGGGCGGGGAGGAGCGCCGCCGCCGCCGCCAAAAAAGGCAAGGCGAAGCCCGGAUCAGGUCACGGCCAAAACAAACUCACAACGGGCCAGCGCCUACAGCUAGUUAGGGACGUCCAGGCUGGCAAACAAAGGAGCAAGGUGGCGGCCACGUACGGCGUCACGACGUCGUACAUCAGCAAGUUGAUGAAGCCCGACAAGUUGGCCGAGCUUCACAAGUCCCGCGAUUCGGAACUCAACCUGGACGCCCUUCGAACACCAACGCCCGUGCACGACGAUCUGGAAAAGCGUUUGCUCCAAUGGAUCAAGGUGGCACGAGCGCGAUUCGAGACAACCAAGAUUGGGUUGAGCGGCAUCAUGAUCCAGACCCAGGCAACAAAGUUCGCGUCGGAGAUGGGCAAGAAGGACUUCACGGCAAGCAAGGGCUGGCUACAUCGCUUCCUCAAGCGCUACGGCUUCAAGCACAUCAACCUGCAUGGCGAAGCUGGCGACGUGGACAAGACGAAGUAUGAGGAGCAGAUCGCGAAGAUCCGGGAGCAGCUGGAGGGGUUCGACGUCGAGCUCAUCUUCAACAUGGACGAGACGGGGCUUUUCUUCCGCUGUUUCCCGAGAGGCACGUAUGUCACGAGGGCAGAGGAUGCUGCAGGGGUCAACAGGAAAACCGCACGAGGUUCGAAGGCCAUGAAGGCCAAGGACCGAUGCACAGUUGUCGCCUGCUGCAACACCACCGGGUCGCUCAAGGUGCCGCUGGCCGUUAUCAGCACGGCAAAAAACCCGAUGGUUUUCCGGCAUAUUCGCAGAUCACCAAUCCCCUACUACUCCCAGCAAAGUGCCUGGCUCGACUCAACACUCUGUCAGCGGUGGUUCGACGAGGUUUUCGUCCCCUUUGUGAAGAAGACCACUGGGAAGAAGGUGGUGCUCUUGUGGGACAACUGCCCAGGCCACAAGAUCAAGAACGACGACCCGCAGAUCAUCAUCAUCUUCCUGCCCCCGAACGUCACGUCCGUCUUUCAACCCAUGGACAUGGGGAUCCUGUUUGCCCUCAAGUGCCAGUACAAGACCGAGAUGGUGGCGAGACUGGCGGAUCUCAUCGACGUGUGGGACGCAGUGCGCGCGCGAAAAAUCAGAAGGGGCUGCCGGGGCCUGAACGAUGCGGGCCAGGCGACAAUGCUGGAUGUGACGGAGAUUCUGUCGGAGAAGUGGGAGAGCUUCUCGAGCCAGACUGUCAUCAGGUGCUGGCUCAAGGCCAACAUCCUUCCCAGGGAGCACGAAAACGCGCUCAAGGGCAAGGACACGCGGCUGGACCGAGAGGACAAGGAGGACACGGCCAUCAUCGACGACCUCUGCGAAAUGGUCUCCAAGAUGUCUAUGCCAGCCAGCGCCACGGACUCUAGAUCCACGGCGCGAGUGUUGACGGACAACUUGUUCGUCGAGAAAGCCUCAGGCCUCACGGACGCUGAAGUGCGUCAGGCAGUAAAGACGUGGCUUAGUGUAGAGGACGACCCAGAGGUGUUGGAGGAAGAAAUAGCAAUGGAACUGCAGGCUGUAGACGAGCAACUGGCCGGCGUAACCCUCGAUGACGAUGUACCCAGCGAAGAGGAAGACGACGACGGGGGGUGAGGUGCAGGCCACUCUUGGCGAUAUGUGGGGGCGAUAGUUUUU
Ectocarpus sp. CCAP 1310/34 is the source of this 2091-nucleotide messenger RNA. The record is from the annotation of a GenBank genome assembly. Lineage: Eukaryota; Phaeophyceae; Ectocarpales; Ectocarpaceae.